UUGGCCUCGGCAGUAAAGCAAGGAAAGGUAUUGGACCAUCUGGGGAAAGAGCUUCGAUCGGUGUGCAGACUGGCUGGCUGGAGAGGAGCACAGUACUACUCCUACUGCCUACUAGCUUUCUGCCUUGGCUUGGCCUUCAUCUUCAUUGUGUGGUGUAAAGGAAGGAAGAUCUCCUCCUCUUGCCUCCCCUCACCUCUCAUCGUUGCCCAGGGCUGCAAGGAGGAUGCACUCAAACUCUCUCCAUCUCCAUCCAUCCUCGCAGCAACCUCACCCGAGUCGAGAGGUUUGCUCCUUCAUCCUCCCCAGGUCUCUCACUAGUUCUUGUUCUGCUUUUUUCCUCUUUCUUUCUUGUGCCCAGGGGUGGCUGCCACUAGUAUCUGUGCUACUCUACUUCGAAAUCAAGAGCUGGCUUUGAUUGAUGUGGUUUUUGUUGCCCUGCUGACCCAACAAGAGAAGAAGAUGGAUCACGGCGGCAAGAAGGCGAGGUUCACCGACACUGACAGCGACAUCCUGCAAGUCAAGCAAGAAGCCUCGGCGGGGAGAGAAACCAGCGGAGCGACAGCGAUGGUAGUGGCCGCGGCCGGCGACGCCGCCCCGAUACCCAAGGUGGCCGUCGAGAUCGACAAGCCCCUUCUUGACUGCCCCCUCUGCUUCUCACCCUUGAAACCUCUCGUGUACCAGUGCGGGGCUAAGCACGCGGCGUGCGGCAGCUGCGCCGCCGGUCACUCCAACAACUGUCAGCUGUGCGUCCACGGCGGCGUGUACGAGCACACGGCGCCAGGGGUCUUCUUGGGUAUUCGGUUGAAUACCCAAGAUUUUGACAAACCAUUGAAAUUUUAUAUAAAACAAACGAUUUUUUUUGCAAAACAGUGAUGAUUUGGGCAAAAUGAAUACCCUCCUCCAAAAUGAAUACCCACCUUCUAGAACCUGGCGCCGCCACUAGCACAUCCACUGGCUGGACCCGUAUGUCCUGGCGAUGAAGGUGCCGUGCCCCUACGCGGCGUACGGCUGCCGGACCCGGGUGGCCUACUGCCUGGCCGCCGACCACCAGCUGGAGUGCCCGCACGCGCCAUGCCGCUGCCCCGAGCCGGACUGCUUAUUCCUCGGCUCCCCGCCGGCGCUCUCCGACCACCUUGCCUUGCACCACCACUGGCUCGUCACCACCAUCACGUUCGGCAAGGCGCACCCGCUGGAGAUGCAGGCGACGGAGCGGCGCCGCCUUCUGGCUGCGGAGGACCCGGACGAGGGGGAGCACCUGUUCCUCCUCGUCGCCAGCGAGCGCGCCGGGGGAGAGCGGGCCGUCAAGGUGGUGUGCGUCCGGGGGAGCACGGGGGCGGGUCCAUGGAUGAACUGGUGCAAGCUGUGGACGAUCCCGCCCAUGGAUCCGGAGAACGGCGGCAGGAGUCCGGUGUUGAUAAUGGAGGACUGGGCGAGGAGCUGCGCGGUCAUCUCCGAGGAGGCGGCCGUGGAGCUGGGUGGCAGGUACUUGACCGUGCCGCCCAUGGACAUGCAGCCCGGAGGAAGCGUUCGUCUCCGCGUCCGCAUCGACAAGUACUGCCGACAACCCGACGGACUAAUCCAAUCCCGCCAUUCCAAAUUACAUUGUUGAUAAUGGUUUAAUUACAUUGUUGAUAAUGGUUUAAGUAACUACUCCCUCCGUUUCAAAUUACUCGUCGCAGAAAUGGAUGUAUCUACGUAUAGAUACAUCCAUACCUGCGACAGGUAAUUCGGAACGGAGGGAGUAGCAACCAACUACUCCAUGGUACUAUAUGUGGCUCAUCAGUCUUGACGAUGGUGAUGAAGUGUUUUGAUGCAUGUUUGGAUGUAAUGCAUGUAGAUGCAAUGAUGAAUCAUCUCCCGGAUGCAAGUGUGUAAGAUAAUAGACUACUCCAUGUUUUUCAUACUACGCCCUUCAAAUACGCUCUUAUAUUGUGCGACGACGAAGGGAGUAUCUUCCGACUAGUUUCAAAAUCAAAUAAAAUCAGAAGUGCAGGUUAUUGAAACUGAUUAAGGCUCAUGCAAGCCAAACACAAUCAACCUCACAUGAAAAUCCAAAAGAGCCGUGGAAAUUGCUAAGCUACAUAGAGCCUGAAAUUUGAAAAUGGUUACCAAAAACCCAACCUUGAUCCUUGCAUAAUGGUAUCCUUAUCUUGCUGAGGACCUCUAGGGCCAGACUCGCGCCUCCUGACGCUCGCCCAAUCAACCACACAACAUGUUGAGUGAACCAGUUGGCAAGAAUAGACAUGGCUGUUUUCGAAUAUCAUAGUAUGUGCUCCCGGAACCGGAUCCUCUAACAUUGAGAAGGAAUGUCACCGUGCUACAGUGUUAGGCUAGUGUAAAAUGAAGAAGGAAAGUUAGGGACUGUUAGUAGAUAAUUAAUAGGUUGUUUAGUGUUGGUAUUUACUGUAGAUAUAAAUAAUUUAAAUUUAAAUUUAUUUCACCAUCAAUUUGUUUGCAUAUAAUUACUAUAAAUGUAUACGGUAGAUAAUCAAAUUGCAAAUUAAUUUAAAUCAUUUUAGACAUAAUCAUAUGAAUAGAAAGAAGGAAAGUUAGAGUAUUAUACCUUCUCUAACAUUCCUUCUUAAUAUUAGAGGAUCUGGUUCCUGUGCUCCCUUGGUUCCAAAGUCUGAAGGUAUAGAUAUAGUUGUUUUCUUUUGUAAUAAAGUUCAGACAGCAGUAAUGCAUUGUAGUACCUCCCAACACUUGUUUCAGAUCUUCAAAGAUGGCAUGUCGAAUAUUCUUUUUUCUCGGGUCAAGUUUAUUCGUCGGCAGUCUAAUGUUUUAGCUCAUAAUUUAGCUAAAUCGUGUUUGAGCUGUAAUGGUCUUUGUGUUUUCACUUCUACUUCGGAAUGUAUCCGAGAGACUCUUUGUAAUUAUGUUGCUUGAUUAAUAAAGUGCCGACGUUUUCUCAAAAAAAAAAAACACUUGUUUCAGAUCUUCCUCAUGCUCAGCUCGAUGUCAUUUGAUGAUGAGCAUGCUCUCAAUACUUGUCAAAGUCCUAGACCGCUGGAAGGUUCACGGCGUAGGGUGCUCCUCCCCCCCACCCCCACAAUAUUAGGUUCAUGUCAAAUUUGAAGACUUAGUCCAUCCAUAUGUUUUCUAUAAAGUUUCAUUUUUUUCAAAAAGAAAAAUAAUCUUAUUGCGAUGUUAUCAACUUGGUAUAUAUUCCAUUUCUAAGCCUAAUUUGUUACAUGGAUCCGAUCAUCUACUUCAAUCAUUUUUGACACACUUAAUGUACAUUAAGGGAAUUUGCCAAACUAAUAAAUUUGCUGU
Molecule: messenger RNA, 3273 nt
Organism: Triticum urartu
Lineage: Eukaryota; Viridiplantae; Streptophyta; Magnoliopsida; Poales; Poaceae
Source: RefSeq, a predicted model, not a curated record